AUGGUGGCCCUGCACGGCCUCUUCCCUUCCAGCCCUGAGUUACAGUCACAGUCACACCACCUGCUGCUCCUGGAGCUGCCCGGGCGCUGCUCUCCUGGCCCUGGAGCCGACUCGGAGACGGGCGAGGAUGAGCCCAGCGACCCCCAGGUGACACAGCGCAGCGAGCUCCAGGAUGAGACGGCCUUCAGCACCCCGACAGAACUUCAUCUCCACCUUAUGAUUUCUGCACCGCAAUUGCCACGAUGCUCUGAGGGCAACGGGAAGUCCUCGGUGCCGGCCGAGUACCAGGACACCGUCCCCGAGGAGUACGAGGAGAAGAUCAAGAAGCCCAAGUCCUCGGGGUACUCGCAGGGCAGCACGCAAGACUCCCGUCCCCAGACACCCAUGAGUGACGUCUCUGGACGCAUCUCUGUCCGGGCAUCCCCCAAGCUGGUGCGCUCCGGCUCCAAGAUCUUCGAGAGGCUGCAGUACUUCGAGGAGCGGCGGCGGAGCCUGGAGCAGACAGACAGCCCCUUCCCCACGCACCCAUGACUGCCCCUGCGCAAGACGCGCUCCUUCGACCACCCCGUCCAGGACAUGGCGGUGCCCGUGGGGACGGAGGUGCUGCUGAAGUGCAUCGUCACGGCCAACCCCCAGCCAGAAGCCCCCAUCGUGGAGCGGCAUGGGAACGUGGCACCCGCCCUGGGCCAGGCCAGCCCCAUCACCUCAGACGAGGAGUACCUGAGUCCCCUGGAAGAGUUCCCUGAGUCCGGCACCCCCCAGCACCGACCAGCCAUGAAGCUGCAACCCAGAGCCGAGCACGGGGCUGCCCACGGCUCCCCAGAGAGCACCUUCAAGGCUGCACCCACCUUUGAGCUGUCCCUGUCGGACCAGUCGGUGCUGGAGGGCCAGGAUGUCAGCAUGCGCGUCCGUGUCCGCGGGGAGCCCAAGCCCAUCAUUUACUGGCUGAGGAACCGGUAGCCGGUGAAGUACGGCCGCCGGCACCACGCGGAGGAGGCGGAGGGGCAGGAGGUGGUGGUCGGGGCGGGGGAGCUGGCACUGUUUGAGUGCCUGGUGGCUGGCCCGCCAGACAUGGACGUGGACUGGCUGUCCCGGGGCCGGCUGCUCCAGCCCGCCCUGCUCAAAUGCAAGAUGCAUUUUGACGGGCGCAAGUGCAAGCUGCUGCUCACCUCCGUGCACGAGGACGACAGCGGGAUCUACACCUGCAAGCUCAGCACGGCCAAAGACGAGCUGACCUGCAGCGCCCGGCUGACGGUGCAGCCCUCCGUGCAGCCGCUCUUCACCCGCAAGCUGGAGGACGUGGACGUGGUGGAAGGGCGGACGGCGCGUUUCGACUGCAUGAUCAGUGGGACUCCCCCCCCGGCAGUCACCUGGACCCAUUUUGGCCAGCCGGUGCAGGAGGGGGAGAACAUGCGGAUUCAGUGGGACAGGGGGCUGCACUCACUGGUCAUCGUGCAUGUGGGCACCGAGGAUGAGGGGCAGUACACGGUGACUGCCCGGAAUCCCCAUGGCCAUGUGGAAUGCUCUGCCGAGCUCUACGUGGAGGAGCCGCGGCCGUCUGCUGCCUCCCAAAUCUCCAAGCUGGAGAAGAUGCCAUCCAUCCCGGAGGAGCCGGAGCAGGCGGAGACGGAGACAGAGUGCUUCACCAUGCCCGAUUUCCUGAAGCCGCUGCACAACCUGGAUGUGGUGGAGUCGAAGGAGGCCGUGCUGGAGUGCCAGGUGGCUGGGCUGCCCUACCCCUCCAUCACCUGGUUCCACAACGGCUCCCGCAUCGACAGCACCGACGACCGCAAGAUGAUGCAGUAUAAGGAUGUCCAUCGCCUGGUGUUCACGGCUGUCAGCCACGCGCAUGCUGGCGUCUAUAAAAGCGUCAUCGCCAACAAAGUGGGCAAGGCCACGUGCUACGCGCACCUCUACGUCACCGACCCUGACUCGGUGACCUACGUGGUGCAAAUGCAAGUGCUGGGCACGAUGCAGUGGCUGGUGCUGGUGGCCAGUGUGCAGGACACCACCUACACAGUGCACGGGCUGACCAAGGGUGCCCAGUACCUCUUCCGCGUCAUCACCUCCACCCCCAAGACCAACAGCAAGCCAUCCCCACCGGUGGGGCCCGUGCAGCUCCUGGACCGGGGUCCCUACCUGGAAGAGGCCCCGGUCAUCCUGGACAAGCCAGAUGUGGUGUACGUGGUGGAGGGUCAGCCAGCGUCCAUCACCAUCACCAUCAAUCAUGUGGAGGCCACUGUCACCUGGAAGAGGGCCGUGGGGCCGCUGGCCUGCGAGGUGAGCAACCGCCACGGCACUGCCCGCUGCACCCUCCGCCUCCACCUCGCAGAGGCACCACGCUUUGAGUCCAUCAUGGAGGACAUCGAUGCCCAGGAAGGGGAGACGCCGCGCUUCGCCGUGGUGGUGGAGGGCAAACCGCUGCCGGACAUCAUGUGGUACAAGGAUGGGCAGCUGCUGGAGGAGAGCAGCCACCUGAGCUUCGUGUAUGAGGACAACGAGUGCUCACUGGUGGUGCUGGGCGCCACCAAGCCUGACAGCGGCGUCUACACCUGCACGGCCAAGAACCUGGCCGGGGAGAUCUCCUGCAAGGCAGAGCUGGUGGUGCGGGCAGCCCAGCCCGCUGCUGAUGCCGCCAUGGAGGAGGAGGCACUGCACAAGGCACGACGCCUGACCGACUACUACGACGUGCACGAGGAGAUCGGGAGGGGGGCUUUCUCCUACCUGCGGAGGGUGACGGAGAAGAGCACCCGCCUGGACUUUGCAGCCAAGUUCGUCCCUGGGAGGACCAAGGCCAAGCAGUCAGCGCGCCGGGAGCUGCACAUCCUCUCGCAGCUGGACCACGAGCGCAUUGUCUUCUUCCACGACGCCUUUGAGAAGAAGAACGCCGUCAUCAUGGUCAUGGAGCUCUGCGCCGAGGAGGAGCUGCUGGACAGGAUGGCGAGGAAGCCCUCAGUGUGCGAGUCCGAGGUCCGGUCCUACAUGCGGCAGGUCCUGGAGGGGAUCUGCUACCUGCACCAGCACCACGUCCUGCAUCUGGACAUCAAAGCCCGUGGGGGUCAUCGCCUACCUCUGGUAAGUGCCCCGGUGGGACCCCACGGGAGGGACCCCCUUCCCGCCCCCUUGGCAGUUGCUGUACUGGGGCUGCGGCCAUGCAUGUCGCUCCUUGCAGACUCAGCCUUCUCCUGCUUUCCUCUCCGCAGGCCCGUGGGGGUCAUCGCCUACCUCUGCCUGACAGGGAUCUCCCCCUUCGUGGGGGAGAAUGACAAGACCACGCUGAUGAACAUCCGCAAUUACAACGUGGCCUUCGAGGAGAGGAUGUUCCAGGGGCUCACCCGGGAAGCCAAGGGCUUCGUCAUCAAAGUGCUGGUGAACGACAGGCUGAGACCCAACGCGGAGCAGACCCUGGAGCAUCCCUGGUUCAAGACGCUGGCCAAGGGGAAGGUCAUCAGCACCGACCACCUAAAGCUCUUCCUCUCCCGUCGGAAAUGGCAGCGCUCGCAGAUCAGCUACAAGUGCAACAUGGUGCUGCGGCCGAUCCCGGAGCUGCUGGAGGACACGUCCAACCACCUCUCCAUCGCCGUGCCCCGGCACCUCAAGGAGUUGCCGGCGCUGUCGUCCUCCUCGGACUCGGAUGACCUGGACGAGCUGCCCUUCAUCCCCAUGCCUCACCAGGUGGAGUUCUCCGGCUCCCGCAUGUCGCUCAACGAGAUCCCCACGGAUGACGAGGCCAUUGGGCCACCCGAGGGGCCACGGCUGGAGGGGGUCACGACGGGGGACGUCUCCGCCAUGGAGUGGCAGAGCCAGGGUGCGGGGAAGCCCGGGGUGGCCCCAGGGAAGCGACCGAGGGGUGCCGGCCCGCGGCGGCUGUGUAGGUCCCUGCAGCCGGACAGCGCGCUGAACGUCGUCUCCUGCAAGGACGGCCGGCAGAUGCUCACCAUCGCCAAGGUCUCCAGGAAGGACGCGGGGCUGUACGAGCGGCUCCCUGGGCGGCCGGGCACCCCGGAGAUCCCCCAGAAGUACAAGAACACAGUGCUGGUGCUGUGGAAGCCGGCGGAGAGCAAAGCCCCCUGCACCUACACGCUGGAGCGCAGCUGCCUGCUGCAGCUCCUGCAGGGCCUUGAGUACCUGCACGGCCGCCGCAUCGUGCACCUCGACAUCAAGCCGGACAACGUCAUCAUCUCUGGCAUGAACGCCCUGAAGAUCAUCGAUUUCGGCAGCGCCCAGACCUACAACCCCCUCAUGCUGCGGCAGCUGGGGCUCAGCGGGCGGUCGCCGUUCUUUGAACUGGACCCCAUCGAGACAGAGAACCGCAUCCUGGCAGGGCGCUUUGAUGCCUUCAAGCUGUACCCCAACGUCUCGCAGAGCGCUGCCCUCUUCAUCCGCAAGGUCCUCGCCGUCCACCCCUGGAGCCGCCCCACGGUGAAGGACUGCUUUGCCAACGCCUGGCUCCAGGACGCCUACCUGAUGAAGCUGCGCCGCCAGACCCUGACCUUCACCACCAACCGCCUCAAGGAGUUCCUGGUGGAGCACCAGCGGCGCCGCGGCGAGGCCGUCACCAAGCACAAGGUCUUACUCCGCUCCUACCAGGGCGGCCAGCCGCCAGGGCCACAGUAG
Molecule: messenger RNA, 4617 nt
Organism: Opisthocomus hoazin
Lineage: Eukaryota; Metazoa; Chordata; Aves; Opisthocomiformes; Opisthocomidae
Source: RefSeq, a predicted model, not a curated record